Haliotis rufescens (red abalone) is the source of this 2075-nucleotide messenger RNA. Its product is annotated as ester hydrolase C11orf54-like. Gene Ontology annotation, molecular function: zinc ion binding; hydrolase activity, acting on ester bonds. The coding region runs from base 103 to 1035 and encodes 310 amino acids. The record is from RefSeq and is a predicted model, not a curated record. Gene Ontology annotation, cellular component: nucleus. The transcript has 9 exons. NCBI's taxonomy places the organism in Eukaryota, Metazoa, Mollusca, Gastropoda, Lepetellida, Haliotidae.
UUGACUUCUAAUGUUUAUACGUGACACGAGGUUGAACAGCUGAAGAAUUAGGACAUUUCACAGGCGUGAGGCACGUUAUUUCUGCUCGUCAUCUCUACUACAAUGUCGACUCCCGUUCUGAAGGCCCCCAUGCACGUGCCUCCCAUGGGGGAAGCAGCAAGAGUGUUGCAAGAAGGACUGGCCAAGAACUUUGAGAAUGUCACAGUGAAUGUCGUGGACUGUCCGGACCUCACACAGGAACCCUUCCUGUUGUCAGCCAAAGGUAUAUGUGGGAGUCCGAGACUGGCCGAUGUGGGCGGACCUCCCUAUCUCCUGCCUCUAGCUCAGAGGGACAAGGUGUUUAACUUCCCCUUGAUUUCCAAGCUGGUCAACCUGCCAGGUGCCUUCAUCAUUGGAGCUGGUGCCGGUCCAUGUCAUGUUGUAGGGGUGAACAGUGAGCUGAUUGGCAAUGUGAAGGUUCCUGAGACUGACACUGGGACUGCCAUCAACAACUCCUACAUUGCCAAGACUGAGAAUGAUGCCUGUGUUCUAGAGAAAGUAAACUCCACAGACUUCUGCCUCAUGGGGAACUUCCUGUGCUCAGAAGGAAAACCAGGGAAGGUCAUCGAAGUGGUUGCGAGCAGGAGGACUGGUCCGGACAACUUCAUGACCAGUCUGAGGACGAGUCUGGCAGAUCACUACAAUACCAAGCCUGUCGCCCUGGGUGGAACUUUCCUGAUAGAGAGUGGGAAGGCCAACCUUCACAUCAUGCCCGACUUCUCCAAGACUCCUCUCAAGUCUGACGAAGAUGUCAACAACUGGCUGAAAUUUUUCGAGAUGGAUGCACCUCUGGUGUGCCUGGGAGAGCUGGUGUCACAUGACCCUGACCUUGACCUUCGGACAGAGCACUUCCACUGCUUCAGCACACAUGGUCAGGGAGGUCACUACCAUUAUGACACCACGCCCAACGAGGUCAAGUACAGAGCCUACUUCUCAUUGGCCGAGUUCGUCUAUAGAAUUGACCAACCAAAGGAAACUCAUAAAGUGGGGCGCUGAGGUCACAAGUCAAGGUCAUGAAACAUUUUUAAGUGGGGGAAGGUUGAAGUGGGUAAUUGACCUUCAGUUUAGCUAUCAAUAGAGUUUAAGAAUUUAAAUAUUUGUCCUUAAUUCAAAUGCCUGAUUCUUUUAUUCUCGAAUCUAUUACUCAUCUGGGUUGGAAGAUUAAAUUAAUGUGAUUGUGUUGAAGUAAAUUCAUAGUACAAAUCAGUUGCAUUAUGCCAUGUACACAAGAUGAUAAAAAGUUCAUUUGUAUCCAUGCAGUUUGUAAUUUGCGCUGGUUUUCUGAUCUUUUUUUAUUUUCACAUAGCUUUUCAAUUCCAUGGAACAAUAUGUUUCAGAAUUUAUUCUUGAGAACUUGCAGAGGAAUCACAGAAUGGGAGGUUUUUCAUUUCUAGGUUAAAAUAUAAUUCACAUAAUGACACACUGAAGCAAUAGGGCUAGUUUGUUUGUUUGUUUGUUUGUUGUUUAACGCUGCACUCAGCAAUAUUCCAGCUAUAUGACGGCGGUCUGUAAAUAAUCAAGACAAUCCAGUGAUCUACAUCAUGACCAUCGAUCCACGCAAUUGGGGUCGAUGACAUGCAUCAUCAGUGAGCCUGACAACCCAAUCCCGUAAGUCACCUCUCACGACAAGCAGUCACCUCAAUAGGGCUAGUCUGGAUAUUAGUUGAACUGCUGUUUAUGAAAUCUUGCAAAAUGUAGAAAUACAGUGAGAAUAUACUUUAAUUUAUUAUUUUGUUAUUGAUACAGCAAUUUUGGUAAUAUAUGUGUACUGCUGGAGAUAUUAUAGAUUCCACAUUUACCGUCUGAUUUCUGAUGUGAUAAUCUCAGAAUUACAUUUGUUUGUCACAGUGAAACUGCCUCCAGAACCCAUUGUAAAACUUGUUCUGAUGUUCUUGUGAUUUACAGACAAGUGGCAUCUCAAGCUUACAGUGAUAUUAUAUUAUUAAGUCAAAUGUCUACUUUAAAGUAGUCAUCAAUGUAUUAUGAUUUGUAUCCAAUGAUUGAUACAUUAUUGAAUUAAAUAUAUUUUACACAUU